This is a messenger RNA of Theobroma umbraticum, 564 nucleotides long. RefSeq names its product NADH dehydrogenase [ubiquinone] iron-sulfur protein 5-B-like. Gene Ontology annotation, biological process: mitochondrial respiratory chain complex I assembly. Lineage: Eukaryota; Viridiplantae; Streptophyta; Magnoliopsida; Malvales; Malvaceae. Gene Ontology annotation, cellular component: respiratory chain complex I. The record is from RefSeq and is a predicted model, not a curated record.
CCUGAAACAACCAAAGCGUCAAGUGAGUUUACCUCGCUUCUCCGCACAAUCAGAUUGAACAGUUUUACUCGACUACAGUCCAUCUGAUCGGGCGGAGAAAGACAGACAUGGCAUCAGGUUGGGGAAUCAAUGGGAACAAAGGUAGGUGCUACGAUUUCUGGGUCGAUUUCAGCGAGUGUAUGUCCCGUUGCAGAGAGCCCAAGGACUGCGCUCUACUCCGCGAAGACUAUCUCGAGUGCCUCCACCAUUCCAAAGAGUUUCAACGAAGAAAUCGAAUUUAUAAGGAGGAGCAACGAAAAUUAAGAGCUGCUACACGAAAAGGCAAGGAAGGCAAAGAUGUUGUUGACCAUCAUGCAUAGUCAUAAUUUGUGAUCCUUUGAAUUUCCAAGAAUAAUAAUGCAUGGAUAUUGUUGUAUUUUUUGUUCGGAUUGGAAUUUUAACUCUUUUCCAAAUUACCUUGGUUUCCUUUUCUUUGGAACGGAUAUUGUUGUUUUGAGCCUGUGCAAAGAGGCAAUGAUUAAUCUUUCAUCACAUACCUGGGUGUGGAGCAACAUUAUUUCAGAA